This is a messenger RNA of Nerophis lumbriciformis (worm pipefish), 10620 nucleotides long. It is a transcript of the gene b3gnt2b, whose product is annotated as UDP-GlcNAc:betaGal beta-1,3-N-acetylglucosaminyltransferase 2b. Gene Ontology annotation, biological process: protein O-linked glycosylation; poly-N-acetyllactosamine biosynthetic process. The record is from RefSeq and is a predicted model, not a curated record. Lineage: Eukaryota; Metazoa; Chordata; Actinopteri; Syngnathiformes; Syngnathidae. Gene Ontology annotation, cellular component: Golgi membrane. Gene Ontology annotation, molecular function: hexosyltransferase activity; UDP-glycosyltransferase activity.
CAGCGAGCACGAGCGCGUGACGCUGGCUGCGAGCACGAGCCCCAGCUCGAGAGCGUGUUCACUCUUCCGUCCUCCUCGUCCCCAAUGGCGGUGCUGUUGAUAGUCCACUAUCUGGGCUAAAUAUCUGCCUCAUUCCUCAAAAAAAAGACCGCCGAGGAACAAACCCAGGACUUCUUUUUUUGGUUUAUUUUCCCACCGCUUUUUUUUUUUUGUGUGUGUGUGGCUGGCGGAGACUCCAGGCUCCUCGGCGAGUGAGGGCAAACCGAAGGAGUUUGUGCUCCAAAGUAAGCUAAGGUUGGAGCUCCCCCAACCUUCCCCGCCUCCAGCCCGUUAGACUGCUCUGCUGCACAGGGCACAGCCAAGUAUGGGGUAAGAAGGCAUAGAGGCAACAUUACAGCACAGGUCAUGGCGGUGCUGCGGGUGAGGCUGAAGGUUGUGGUGAUGGUGAUGAUGGUGAACCUCUUCAUCUUCAUCCUGGUGUUCUGUCACGGCAGCCGGGACAAGAGCAGCCUCUUCAAAAUCAUAUUCGCCUUGAAGCCCUUCUGGAAAAGAAUGGCGCCCAGCCCGGCUUACUGGAACCGUCAGCAGCAGAUCUUGGACUUUUGGAACAACCCGAUCCUGUCCAACCACAGCCAGGGGGAUCUGCCCGACUGGCUGAACGGCACCCAGGUGCACCUCGACGCCUGCCGGCCAGACGUCGGAGUCAGCACUCAGGUGAAGGACUACAACACCCUGCCCGAGCGCUUCAAGGACUUCCUGCUUCACAUGCACUGCCGCUCGUACCCCAUGCUGGUGGACCAGCCCGACAUCUGCAACAAGCCCCCCUUCCUGCUCCUGGCCGUCAAAUCACUGGCGCUGAAUUUCGCCCGCCGCCAGGCCAUCCGCCAGUCGUGGGGGCGGUCAGGCGUGAUGGCCAAUCGGACCGUGGUCACCGUCUUCCUCCUGGGCCAAGCCUUGGCGGGAGACGACCACCCGGACGUGUCUGACAUGCUGGCCUACGAGAGCACCCUCUACCAAGACAUGCUCCAGUGGGACUACCGGGACUCCUUCUUCAACCUGACCCUCAAGGAGGUCCUGUUCCUGGACUGGGUUCAGGCGCGCUGUCCCAACGCCAGCUUCGUCUUCAAAGGGGACGACGACGUCUUCGUCAACACGUACGGCAUCUUGAGCUUCCUGGACGGCCUCUCGGAGCCCAAAGCGGCCGACCUUUUCGUGGGCGACGUCAUCACCAACGCGGGGCCGCACCGCGACAAGAAGGGCAAGUACUUCAUCCCAGACAGCAUGUUCGUGGGGUCCUACCCUCCGUACGCCGGGGGAGGCGGGUACCUCUACUCCAGGAGCGUGGCCGCUCGUCUGCACGAGGCGUCGACCCGCGUGGCGCUCUACCCGAUAGACGACGUGUACACGGGCAUGUGCCUGCUGAAGGUGGCGCUGGCCCCCGAGAAGCACAAAGGCUUCCGGACAUUCAACAUCGAGGAGAAGUACAGGAACAACCCCUGCGCCUACAAGAGCCUCAUGCUCGUCCAUCCGAGGACGCCGCAGGAGAUGAUCCGGAUCUGGUCCUGGCUCAGCCGGCCGGACCUCAGCUGCCAGUGAGCAUCGGCGGGCUGAGCGCUUUCCAAAAGGUCAAACGACUCACUCGACUUUUCAAGAUGGCAGCUUGAUGCCCGGAACGAAAGUGUUAGUAUUAAAAAUGUCUGCUUUGCUGUACAGAGAGCUGCCACCAAAGCGUCGGCGUCUUCAUCCGCGUGCGCGCACAUAUUUAUUUCUGAAAUAUUUAAAUGUCACGCUUUAACACUGGCCGUUCCGCAAGGGGGCGCACAAACGCUGUAUUGUAUACUCUGUGAGGAAACAAGUGCAGGUUGUGUUCAUGGGGUUAUUGCUGCCGGGGCGCUAGCUUACCCAGGAACAUUGCAUGAAUAAAGUUAUUUUAAAACGGAAAGGUCUGUAAUGUUGGAAGUAGUCCUGAGUUCUACUCCCGGAUGUCAAAUGUUAAGAGGCCUGUCUUUUUUUUAAAGUUAACACGCUACAAAGGUAAUACGGUAUUUUCCAGACUAUAGAGUGCACCGCUAUAUAAGCCGCCUCCACAAAAUUUUGGAAGAAAAAAUAUUCUUCCAUAUAUUAGCCGCAGAUAUAUACAUUGUGAAAUUAGUUAUUUUUUUAUUUUUAUUUUUCCAAAUGGUGUCUGUAACCCGGCAGUUAAACGGCUGAUCAAACAAAACAGAAGUCAUCUUCAUGGACCCACUAGCUGCGGAAGGUAGCUCUUCAAUCAGUUAAACAGACUCUAUAACUCCACGGUGACGUGUUGGUAAAUUUACGAAACUGAAACAAUACAAAAAGAAUAUUAACACAGACGCUCGUAAACGUGUUAGCAUAUUCAUUCAUUACAUUAUCAUAGCACGUACAAAAAUGCAUGAAAACACUCCUGCAGACAUCACACAUGGGACAGUCUAGUGAGUAUGAAUCUUUUUAGUUAUAUUGUAAAACUUACAAUCGCUUGGCGUGAUGAAUGAAGAAUCCAUACAAGUCGAAACGCUAUGGGUGGUUAUACUUCCGAUUUAAGGCAUUAAAACAGGACAUAGAGUUUUCAAACCGCAACACUUGCAGUGGGCACACCGUUUUGGUGCUUUGGUUUAAUUAAAACUAAAACACAAAACCUUUUGGCCAUUAGCAAAAGUAAAUCCACAAAUUAGCCGCACCGUUUUAUAAGCCGCAGGGUUCAAAGUGUUGAAAAAAUAGUCCGAAGUUUACGGUACUUCCUUGUGGCUGCAGGCUAACAGUCUGCUGCUGGUCUCUCAGGACUCCCCCCAGUAUUUACAUUGGACUUCGCUGGUCCUCAUCGUCUAAACAUGCUACACUACACACCAUAGGAGGAUACAGGACGCUGUGAUAGAGCUUUUGAAUGUAAACGGGGGUGGGCGGGUCGAUACAAAUAUCUACAGUAACGAUACCAAGUUUAGUAUCAGUGAAUGGUCAAUACUACAAAAUAGUUUUUUUUAUUGUUUACAAACUCAGGAAAUGAUUAGUAUAAGUGCAAAGACCAAAUUAUUUAAAUCAGCCAAUAGUGGUUUAAUUUUUGUGCACUUUUGAAUUUAUUUUGCUCCAAAUAUUGUAUAUAAUUUAAGGAAAUAAUUAACAUGUUUAAUUGAUGUUUUUACACCGCCGUCCUGUGUUUUACUGAUUAGAAUUGUGAUCAAAAAUGUAAUCAUUCAAUCAUCGUGAACAUUUUAAGUAUCAGCAUUAAUAUGACCGACACUGCCUUUAAGUAUUGAAUCGAUACCAUAUUUGUACUAUCACCCAAAAAACGGAUGUAAAGUGUCCAAACAACGGAAGAAUUAGUGUUUGUUAUUUUAACAAAAGUGUUGAUAGAACAGAAAGUAACCAGAUAUGACCAGAGAAUUAUCAAGUAGAUUAAUAUUAGGUUUUCAGACAAUACCAGCAAAAAUGAUGUAAUAUUUUACUGCACACAUCAGCAGCCACAUUAGGAGCCUUUGUGACCCGUUUUUGAAAUGCGGCUAUAAUCAUUUUUAUUCCAAAUAAUAUAUUGUUAUGGCAGGAGGCUGGAAUAUGUGUGGCGAUACAGGGCGAAUUGCCCAUCCCCCGUUUCAAGUGUGUUUUGGGAGUGCGUCCAUGAUGGAUCCAUGUCGCUGCACAGGAAAGAUCCCUUAUUCCAAAUAAUAUACCGUCUAUGGCAGGAGGCUGGAAUAUAUAUGGUGAUAUAGAUGUAAGGCCGUGAUGACAGCAAAGAUUCUUAUUCCAAAUAAUAUACCGUCAAUGGCAGGAGGCUGGAAUAUGUAUGGCGAUAUCGAUGUAAGGACGUAUCGCCCAUCCCCUGCUUCAAGUGCGUCCAUGAUGACAGCAAAGAUUUUUAAUUCCAAAUAAUACACCCUUAAUGGCAGGAGGCUGGAAUAUGUAUGGCGAUAUCGAUGUAAGGACGUAUCGCCCAUCCCCUGCUUCAAGUGCGUCCAUGAUGACAGGAAAGAUUUUUAAAUCCAAAUAAUAUACCGUUAAUGGCAGAAGGCUGGGAUUUGUAUGGCGAUAUCGAUGUAAGGCCGUAUCGGCCGUCCCCUGCUUCAAGUGCGUCCAUGAUGACAGGCAAGAUUUUUAAUUCCAAAUAAUACACCGUUAAUGGCAGGAGGCUGGAAUAUGUAUGGCGAUAUCGAUGUAAGGCCGUAUCACCCAUCUCCUGCUUCAAGUGCGUCCAUGAUGACAGCAAAGAUUUUUAAUUCCAAAUAAUACACCCUUAAUGGCAGGAGCCUGGAAUAUGUAUGGCGAUAUCGAUAUAAGGACGUAUCGCCCAUCCCCUGCUUCAAGUGCAUCCAUGAUGACAGCAAAGAUUCUUAUUCCAAAUAAUACACUGUUAAUGGCAGGAGGCUGGAAUAUAUAUGGCGAUAUCGAUGUAAGGCCGUAUCGCCCAUCCCCUGCUUCAAGUGCGUCCAUGAUGACAGGAAAACAUUUUAAAUCCAAAUAAUACACCGUUAUUGGCAGGAGCCUGGAAUAUGUAUGGCGAUAUCGAUGUAAGGCCGUAUCGCCCAUCCCCCGUUGCAAGUGCGUCCAUGAUGACAGCAAAGAUUCUUAUUCCAAAUAAUACACCGUUAAUUGCAGGAGGCUGGAAUAUGUAUGGCGAUAUCGAUGUAAGGCCGUAUCACCCAUGCCCUGCUUCAAGUGCGUCCAUGAUGACAGGAAAACAUUUUAAAUCCAAAUAAUAUACCGUUAAUGGCAGGAGCCUGGAAUUUGUAUGGCGAUAUCGAUGUAAGGCCGUAUCACCCAUCCCCCGCUUCAAGUGCGUCCAUGAUGACAGGAAAGAUUUUUAAUUCCAAAUAAAACACCGUUAAUGGCAGGAGGCUGGAAUAUGUAUGGCGAUAUCGAUGUAAGGACGUAUCGCCCAUCCCCUGCUUCAAGUGCGUCCAUGAUGACAGGAAAACAUUUUAAAUCCAAAUAAUACACCGUUAAUGGCAGGAGGCUGGAAUAUGUAUGGCGAUAUCGAUGUAAAGCCGUAUCUACCAUUCCCCGCUGCAAGUGCGUCCAUGAUGACAGGAAAACAUUUUUAAUCCAAAUAAUACACCGUUAAUGGCAGGAGGCUGGAAUUUGUAUGGCGAUAUCGAUGUAAGGCCGUAUCGCCCAUCCCCUGCUUCAAGUGCAUCCAUGAUGACAGCAAAGAUUGUUAUUCCAAAUAAUAUACCGUUAUUGGCAGGAGGCUGGAAUAUGUAUGGCGAUAUCGAUGUAAGGCCGUAUCGCCCAUCCCCUGCUUCAAGUGCAUCCAUGAUGACAGCAAAGAUUGUUAUUCCAAAUAAUAUACCGUUAUUGGCAGGAGGCUGGAAUAUGUAUGGCGAUAUCGAUGUAAGGCCGUAUCGCCCAUCCCCUGCUUCAAGUGCGUCCAUGAUGACAGGGAAGAUUUUUAAUUCCAAAUAAUAUACCGUUAAUGGCAGAAGGCUGGAAUUUGUAUGGCGAUAUCGAUGUAAGGCCGUAUCGCCCAUCCCCUGCUUCAAGUGCGUCCAUGAUGACAGGGAAGAUUUUUAAUUCCAAAUAAUAUACCGUUAAUGGCAGGAGGCUGGAAUUUGUACAGCGAUAUCGAUGUAAGGCCGUAUCGCCCAUCCCCUGCUUCAAGUGCGUCCAUGAUGACAGGAAAACAUUUUAAAUCCAAAUAAUACACCGUUAAUGGCAGGAGGCUGGAAUAUGUAUGGCGAUAUCGAUGUAAAGCCGUAUCUACCAUUCCCCGCUGCAAGUGCGUCCAUGAUGACAGGAAAACAUUUUUAAUCCAAAUAAUACACCGUUAAUGGCAGGAGGCUGGAAUUUGUAUGGCGAUAUCGAUGUAAGGCCGUAUCGCCCAUCCCCUGCUUCAAGUGCAUCCAUGAUGACAGCAAAGAUUGUUAUUCCAAAUAAUAUACCGUUAUUGGCAGGAGGCUGGAAUAUGUAUGGCGAUAUCGAUGUAAGGCCGUAUCGCCCAUCCCCUGCUUCAAGUGCAUCCAUGAUGACAGCAAAGAUUGUUAUUCCAAAUAAUAUACCGUUAUUGGCAGGAGGCUGGAAUAUGUAUGGCGAUAUCGAUGUAAGGCCGUAUCGCCCAUCCCCUGCUUCAAGUGCGUCCAUGAUGACAGGGAAGAUUUUUAAUUCCAAAUAAUAUACCGUUAAUGGCAGAAGGCUGGAAUUUGUAUGGCGAUAUCGAUGUAAGGCCGUAUCGCCCAUCCCCUGCUUCAAGUGCGUCCAUGAUGACAGGGAAGAUUUUUAAUUCCAAAUAAUAUACCGUUAAUGGCAGGAGGCUGGAAUUUGUACAGCGAUAUCGAUGUAAGGCCGUAUCGCCCAUCCCCUGCUUCAAGUGCGUCCAUGAUGACAGGAAAACAUUUUAAAUCCAAAUAAUACACCGUUAAUGGCAGGAGGCCGCUUCAAGUGCGUCCAUGAUGACAGGAAAACAUUUUAAAUCCAAAUAAUACACCGUUAAUGGCAGGAGGCCGCUGCAAGUGUGUCCAUGAUGGAUCCAUGUUGCUGCACAGGAAAUAUUUUUAUUCCGAAAGGGCACGUUAGGAAAGAAACAUGAAAGCUAAAACUCUACAAGCUCAAAAUGAUGCUCAAAAAUUGCUGAUAUAUAAUCUAUAUAUAUUUUUUGUAUUGAAGAUCACCAGAGCCGAGACAUAAAUAUUAUUUUACAAACAAAAUCAAAUAUUUUCAUUGUUUUUUGUCAAAAGAAGAAAAAGUAUAAAUGUUGUGUUUUGAUUGGAACUUUCCAGAAGUAUUUUCCUACUUAUUAGUGCCUUAGCGUUUCAUUUCAUUCAGCCAUGAUGUUCUAUUGCUACAAUAAUUUCAUAUGUCUCUAAUAUUCUAUUUUUCUUCACUCGCCCGUUUGUGCUUUAUUUCCAGAACGUUCACUUUCAUGCGAAUGUUUGCAGCUAUGGAAUCAUUUUGGCCUCACAUUUAAUAUCCACAAUUUAAUUUAGUCCCAUAAAACUAGAAAAUGAUAUUUCCUUUUUCAAUCCCCCCACUGCAGUACUACUAUUAGUACUGUUAGUACUAUUAGUACUAUUAGUACUGUUAGUACUAUUAGUACUGUUAGUACUAUUAGUUCUAUUAGUAGUUAGGCUUCAGCUUUGUGUGACAAUGAAUGUUAGGACUCCCCCUGCUGGCCAGGGUGCUCACCUACAUGCAACAGUACUAUGUUGUUUAUGGAGAGAUGUUCUCCAGACUUUCUUGAUCUUCUUGAGUUUGUUCCGUUUGCGUUCGCCAGUCUCGACGAUCACGUGAUGCGACCUUUGACCCCGUCGGACUAGUCCGGUCGACUCCCUGGUGGACAAUCGGCUCCCUCGGUAUCACGUGAUCAGAUACUUGAAGACUUCAAAGGUCGUCCAUGAUUGACUGACUUGGACUUCAACUCUUUUUUUUUUCUUUAAACGCUGGCUUGUUUUCUGCUGAUGCAAACACUGGUAAUGUUAUUAACUUGUUGUACUGGUAAAGGUGUUGUACUGGGAAAGCUAUUGCAACUUGUUUUACUGGUAGAGGUAUUACAACUUGUUGUUUUACUGAUAAAGGUUUUAACAAUUUGUUGUUGGAUGGCAAAAUGUUUGAACAACUUCUACUGGUAACGAUAAUACAACUUGUUGUUAUACUGGUAAAGGUAUUACAACUUGUUGUACUGGUAAAGAUAUUACAACUUGUUGUACUGGUAAAGAUAUUACAACUUGUUAUACUGGUAAAGGUAUUACAACUUGUUAUACUAGUAAAGCUAUUACAACUUGUUGUUAUACUGGUAAAGGUAUUACAACUUGUUAUACUGGUAAAGAUAUUACAACUUGUUGUACUGGUAAAGGUAUUACAACUUGUUGUACUGGUAAAGGUAUUACAACUUGUUAUACUGGUAAAGGUAUUACAACUUGUUGUACUUUUAAAGGUAUUACAACUUGUUGUACUUUUAAAGGUAUUACAACUUGUUGUACUGGCAAAGAUAUUACAACUUGUUGUACUGGUAAAGGUAUUACAACUUGUUAUACUGGUAAAGGUAUUACAACUUGUACUGGUAAAGGUAUUACAACUUGUACUGGUAAAGGUAUUAUAAUUUGUUAUACUGGUAAAGGUAUUACAACUUGUUGUACUGGUAAAGGUAUUACAACUUGUUAUACUGGUAAAGAUAUUACAACUUGUACUCGUAAAGGUAUUACAACUUGUACUGGUAAAGGUAUUACAACUUGUACUGGUAAUGGUAUUACAACUUGUUGUUGUACUGGUAAAGGUGUUACAACUUGUUGUUGUACUGGUAAAGGUAUUACAACUUGUUGUUGUACUGGUAAAGGUAUUCCAACUUGUUGCUGUACUGGUAAAGGUAUUACAACUUGUUGUUUUACUGAUAAAGGUUUUUGCAAAAUGUUCUAACAACUUCUACUUGUAAAGAUAUUACAACUUGUUGUACUGGUAAAGGUAUUACAACUUGUUGUACUGGUAAAGGUAUUACAACUUGUUGUUGUACUGGUAAAGGUAUUACAACUUGUUGUUGUACUGGUAAAGGCAUUACAACGUGUUGUUGUACUCGUAAAGGUAUUACAACUUGUUAUACUGGUAGAGGUAUUACAACUUGUUGUUUUACUGAUAAAGGUUUUAACAAUUUGUUGUUGGACGGCAAAAUGUUCUAACAACUUCUACUUGUAAAGAUAUUACAACUUGUUGUACUGGUAAAGGUAUUACAACUUGUUAUACUGGUACAUUUAUUACAACUUGUUAUACUGGUAAAGGUAUUACAAUGUGUUAUACUGGUAAAUGUAUUACAACUUGUUAUACUGGUAAAGGUAUUACAACUUGUUAUACCGGUAAAGGUAUUACAGCUUGUUGUACUGGUAAAUGUAUUACAACUUGUUAUACUCGUAAAGGUAUUACCUUUACCAGUAUAACAACAAGUUGUAAUACCUUUACCAGUACAACUAGCUGUAAUAUCUUUACAAGUAGAAGUUGUUAGAACAUUUUGCCGUCCAACAACAAAUUGUUAAGACCUUUAUCAGUAAAACAACAAGUUGUAAUACCUCUACCAGUAUAACAAGUUUUAAUACCUUUACCAGUAUAACAACAAGUUGUAUUACAACUUGUUAUACUGGUAAAGGUAUUACAACUUGUUGUAAAUACCUUUACUAGUACAUCAACAAAUUGUAAUACAUUUACCAAUAUGUGUUGUUGUACUGUUAAAGGUAUCAACAAUGUGGUGUUUUACUGGUAUUACCAACUCCUGGGGAUAGGUUGAUUGGCAACACUAAAUUGGCCCUAGUGUGUGAAUGUUGUCUGUCUAUCUGUGUUGGCCCUGCGAUGAGGUGGCGACUUGUCCAGGGUGUACCCCGCCUUCCGCCCAAUUGUAGCUGAGAUAGGCUCCAGCACCCCCUGCGACCCCGAAGGGAAUAAGCGGUAGAAAAUGGAUGGAUGGAUGGUAAAAGUAUCAACAUGUUGUACUGGUAAAAGUAUUAACAACGUGUUGUUGUACUGGUAAAGGUAUUUACUACAUGUUGUUGUACUGGUAAAGGUAUUAACAACAUGUAGUAGUACUGGUAAAGAUAUUAACAUGUUGUACUGGUAAAGGUAUAUACAACGUGUUGUUGUACUGGUAAAGGUAUAUACAAAGUGUUGUACUGGUAAAUGUGUUAACAACUAGUUGUUAUACUGCUAAGGGUAUAGAAAACUUGUAAAGGUAUUGACUACUAGUUGUUGUACUGGUAAAGGUACAGACAACUAGUUGUUGUACUGCUAAAGGUACAGACAACUUGAUGUUGUACUGGUAAAAGUAUUGACAACUAGUUGUUGUACUGGUAAAGAUACAUACAACUUGAUGUUGUACUGGUAAAAGUAUUGACAACUAGUUGUUGUACUGGUAAAGGUACAUGCAACUUGAUGUUGUACUGGUAAAAGUAUUGACAACUAGUUGUUGUACUGGUAAAGGUACAUACAACUUGAUGUUGUACUGGUAAAAGUAUUGACAACUAGUUGUACUGCUAAAGGUACAGACAACUUGAUGUUGUACUGGUAAAAGUAUUGACAACUAGUUGUUGUACUGGUAAAGGUACAUACAACCUGAUGUUGUACUGGUAAAAGUAUUGACAACUAGUUGCUGUACUGGUAAAUGUAUAUACAACUAGUUGUAUUGGUAAAGGUAUUGGGAACUAGUUGUUGUACUGGUAAAGGUACAUACAACUCAAUGUACUGGUAAAAGUAUAUACAACUAGUUUACUGUACUGGUAAAGGUAUAUACAACUAGUUGUUUUACUGGUAAAGGUAUAGACAACUAGUUGUUGUAUUGGUAAAGGUAUUGGGAACUAGUUGUUGUACUGGUAAAGGUGCAUACAACUCAAUGUACUGGUAAAAGUAUAUACAACUAGUUUACUGUACUGGUAAAGGUAUAUACAACUAGUUGUUUUACUGGUAAAGGUAUAGACAACUUUUUGUUGUACUGGUAAAGGUAUAAACAACUUGUUGUACUGCUAAAGGUAUUGACAACUUGUUGUUGGAGAAACUCAGGUAAGACGUGACUGACUAGUGGCAGACCAAAUGUGCGCCUGAUUGUUCAUGAUUUCACAAACACGUUGAUGAUGUCAUGAAAUGUGUUGUUGUUGUUGUCGAAUGUACUCGUCUGUUUUGCAACAUGAAUAAACAAAGUAAGACACA